AUUCUGAUUCUGUAACUUUACACCAUAUCUUCCAUCCCACCAUAAUCUGAUUAUUGGGUUUCGUUUUGAAUAAUGGAACACUCCAAAAAUUCAACUAAAAUAAUGGGUUUUUUCAUUCUGAUUCUCUUAACUUUACACCAUAUCUUCCAUCCCACCACAACCCCUCUCUCUCUUUCUCUCUCUCUCCGCCCAUUUAUUUCAUCUGUCGAAUCUUACCCACUCCAUAACCAGUAAAGGCUAUGGAAACCCACCUCCCUCCUCUCUGCCUCUUACCGUUUCCUCACUCUGCGUCUCACUGCCGCUGCCAUAGCCUUCAACGCAUAGAUUAACGCACAAGGGCUCUCCCGAUUCUUCAAUAAACCCAUAAGGAAAAGAAGGGAUUCUCUGUGUUUGGAAGCCUCUGGUUCUUAACUUUUUUGGACAAUUCAUUCAAAUAAUGGAAACUUUAGAUUUCAAUAUUGAAGCUGCUAAAGAUUCAGAGCCUAGCAGUAGUCAAGAAGCAAAUCCUGAUCACUCUAACACUGGCACUGCCAGUUCUUCCUGCCCUCCAAGCUCGAGUGAAGUUGCUGUUGCUGUUGCUGAUGCAGUGCCCAUUUCACUUGACUUGACACUUCAGUUUAACUCCAACGAUAUCGAAUCGAAGGGUGAUGGUGAUGGCGAGAAUCACGGGGAAACAAAUGGUAACAAAUCGUCGUCUGCAUCGACGCCGAGAGUUUUCUCUUGCAAUUACUGUCGACGUAAGUUCUUCAGCUCGCAGGCGCUUGGUGGGCAUCAAAAUGCACACAAAAGAGAGAGGACAAUGGCUAAACGUGUAACUCGAAUGGGAAUGUUCUUCGAUCGAUACGGUAGCUUGGCGUCGCUGCCUCUUCAUGGCUCAGCUCUUAGAUCACUCGGCAUUGAAGCUCAUGGUGCUCUACACCAAACAGUUCUAGCUUCAGAUCACAGGCCUUAUCCUGGUAGGAGUGUUGGAGCAAAGUUUGAGCAUAGCACUUUCGGGUUCCCGACAUUCGUUGAGGAAUACGAGGACGAUGUCGGGAUGUUUUGGCCAGGAAGCUUCAGGCAGGUGGCUGCCAAAGUUGAUAGCAGCUUAGGCCCUUUGAAAUCCACAGUUCAAAUUUCGGAUUCAGAGUUUGGGAAGACAAUUCCUCCUCCACCAAGAACAGAAGAAUCAUCUCCUGAUCUCACUUUGAGGCUUUAGUAAGUAAUUUUCGUUUUGAUGCCUUCUUCUUAAUGUAUCAACUUUUGUAAAGUGGGAUGUGUCUGCCAUUGUCUGCCAUUUUUUAGUGGUUCUAAGCUUAUGAAUUGUUGAAUAAAUCUUCAAAUUUUUUCUUUUUGUGCCAA
Molecule: messenger RNA, 1341 nt
Organism: Cucurbita moschata (crookneck pumpkin)
Lineage: Eukaryota; Viridiplantae; Streptophyta; Magnoliopsida; Cucurbitales; Cucurbitaceae
Product: zinc finger protein 4-like
Exons: 2
Coding region: 437-1198 (253 amino acids)
Biological process (GO): negative regulation of abscisic acid-activated signaling pathway
Source: RefSeq, a predicted model, not a curated record